Messenger RNA from Phytophthora infestans T30-4, 2379 nucleotides. RefSeq lists its product as uncharacterized. Gene Ontology annotation, biological process: proteolysis. NCBI's taxonomy places the organism in Eukaryota, Oomycota, Peronosporomycetes, Peronosporales, Peronosporaceae. The record is from RefSeq and is a predicted model, not a curated record. The transcript has 3 exons. Gene Ontology annotation, molecular function: zinc ion binding; cysteine-type peptidase activity. Bases 1 to 2379 code for a protein of 792 amino acids.
AUGGCCAAGUGCUUGGAUCAUUUCAAGCGUGCGAACGAACACUGGCGGUUCGUCCGUAUUGUGAUCGUCGACAAGGACAUGCGCGAAGUCGAGGUGGUUCGCAAGAAGCUUUUCGAAGCUCGGGUGCUGUAUUGCCACUUUCACGUGAUCAAGUGGUUGCAUGAGACGAUCAGAAAAUCUAAGUCAUACGGUGCUUACGACGAGGAUGUUUUAGCGCAGAUGAAACACGCCAUCACCAACAUGACUUGCUCCAGGACAGAGGAAGACUACCAUAUGCACCGUGAAGAGUUUAAGAGCCUCGCUUGCCGAGAUGAUUGCACCGAUCUGUGGGAGUAUUUUGACAAAAACUGGAACGACUGCUGCGAGAUGUGGGUGAUGGCGUAUCGCGUUGAUCUGCCUCACUUCGGAAAUCACACCAACAACCGCGUGGAGAGCCUAUUUGGUAAGCUCAAACGGCAUCUCAAAGGCCACUUUACAAUGAGAGCUAGUUUGAAGGUGCUUUUGGACUACCAGCGACGCAAAGAGGAAGACUAUCGGUCCAAGGUCGAGAUGCCUGGCACCUUACGGGACGUGUCCUACUCAGAAGAAAUGAAUGUAGCGCUGGGAAUGACAACACGUUGGGUGGCGGCAGCGAUCAAUGCUCAAUACGAUGUUGCUACGGAUGAUGCUGUUGCUAACAACUACACGUUUACCGACAAUGGCACUACUGUCACUGUCAGCGGUGGUAAACGUGAGUAUCUUAUCGAGAAAGAGGGUUACUUGUGCGACUGUGAGUUUGCUCAGACCAUGAAGCUUCCCUGCCGACACGCCAUGAUGUACCGAAAGCGCUGUGGCAACCCAUUCAUUAUCCCGUUCUCGACAAUUGCGCCAAGGUAUGUUGACUUUGCGUCCAGGUAUUGGCCAUGUUUUCAUCAGGUAUUAACCAGGUAUGUGUUUUGCAGGUGGUUUGGUCAAAGCCGGCUCUCGCAACAGGAGUUGACAGAGGUGGCGGCACCGUUUGUGGCUAAGAUAUACAAAGCCCAUUCACAAUCUGCUGGUGGAAGGUUGAGUGAAGCGGAGAAAUACAGACGUGCUCAGCAGGCACUUAGUCGCAUCAGUGGUGAGCUUGCGAGGUUCGAAGACGAUGCCUUCGCUAGUGCGAUGUCGCAACAUGAUGAUGACAACUCGGAUGGAGGAGCAGGUGAAAGUGGAGCAGGGGUGGAUUCUGAACAACAGCAAGAUACUGAGGCUAGCGAUGCGAAUGCGGCUACCAAGGAUGAUUCCGACGACGUACCGCCCACUCAGCUGAAUGGUAAGGUCAGAAGGGCCGGGCGACCUCAUUUGAAUCGUUCGGCGAUGAAAGUGAAGGCGGCGUUAGCACUAAAAGAGUACAAUAACGGGAUGAAACUACGCGCUCUUUUAAGAGAUAACGACGUCUGCGAUGUGGUGUCUACUCUAUGGAUGAUCAUGCCUGGAGUUCGCGAAGUUGGGUCUUUCCUUACUACCUUUCCAGUCAACAAGAAUGGUGAGGGAAGGUCAAUUCAGUGGCGCGUCGACGGAGAUUACGUGCCAGAUCGAGUGCGAUUCCGGCUAGUCGAAUCGCUUGUUGAUGAUGCGUCGGAUAAGUUGAGGGGCGGAUUGGCGCUAGAUGAAGAAAUUGAGUUGGACAGUGACGGUGAACGAAUGGGCAGCAUUGAGAGUUACGUGGUGUCAAUUGAAAAAGCUGGUCAGCUCACCAGAGAGCAACUGGAAGCUAUGAAAUCCUUGUGGGGGCUACAAGAUACUUGUCGCAAUGCUGUUCUUUGCUGUACCUGGUUGAAUAGUACUGUUAAACCCGCGGUCAGUGACUCCGCUUCAGCGGGUAUUAUAAUGGAAAAGAUACUGGAGUGUUGGCCGUAUACACCGCUGGUUGGGUUCGGAUUCGACCUGACGUACACCAAUCUCUUUUGCUUUCGAGAUUCCGCUUGGCUAAACGAUAAUGCCAUGCGUGCUUUUGCGGUUUGUCUCGCACGGUACAAGAACAAUUGUACAGUCGUCAUUCCGCCCCCCCAAAAAGCCAAAGAUGCCAAGAAUGGAACCCAACCAAAGGCCACCAAAAGUCGUAUCUCUACAAGCACGCUCGACAAAGUUGGUGAAAGUGUUGCCUCGCACCAAUUCGUGCUUCUUCCUAUCAAUUUUGGUGGCACGCAUUGGGGAUGCCUCGUGGUUGACCGAGACACCAAGGUUGUCAAGAUGUACGACAGCAUGGGCGGUAAGAGAAACAAGAAACGGUUGGAGAAGAUGGCUGAAGAAAUCCGUACUGGGCCUCUACGUGACGAUUCCUACAAAGCUUUGGAAGUAACCGAGCCGGUGCAAACGGACAGUGACAGUUGCGGUGUGUUUGUGUGCCGGUUUUUCUGA